UGCCUCUCCCUCGCCGCUCACUCGUGCAGCCACAGAGGCAGGAGCUGCUCUGACCGGACAGCGCUGAGCGUAGCGCCGGGUUUGGGCUCAGUGUGGACGAGGAUGUGCUUUCGAUGCUGAUCAGAGUUGUGCGCUGCAGUUGUCUUCCCUCGCUACCCAAGUGUUUUCGUUCUGGGAAUGAAGAAGUAAACCAUCUGUGAUCAGUCAUGGCUGUCCAGACUGGCAUCCAGGUGUGGUUCGGUGAGAAGUUCGACGCCCCCUUGCUGAGCCCCAGGAGCCCUCGCAGCCCGUUAGCACAGCGGCACGGCCCCGGCCUUGCCGACGUCUUCCAGUACGACCAGUGGCUGGCGGUGCGACAUGAAGCCACCCUGGUGCCCAUGCAGGAGGACCUGGCCAUCUGGCUCACCGGCAUGCUGGGAGACGAGGUGAGAGCCGAGUUUUUCAUGGAGGAGCUGAAUAACGGCGUGAAGCUCUGCCAGCUUAUCGGUGUGCUGCAGACCAAAAUCGCCCAGAGCUGCCCCUCUGCGCUCGGCAAGCUCUUUCCCACAAGGAAGGUUGCAUGCAAGCGGGACGCCUCUCCGGGUUCCUUCUUUGCUCGCGACAACACCGCCAACUUCCUGGCCUGGUGUCGACACAUCGGCGUGGAGGAGACGUACCUGUUUGAGUCAGAGGGCCUCGUGCUGCACAAGGAGCCUCGCCAGGUUUGUCUCUGUCUGCUGGAGAUCGGCCGCAUCGUCUCCAAGUACGGAGUGGAGCCUCCUGUGCUGGUGAAGCUGGAGAAGGAGAUCGAGUUGGAGGAGACUCUGCUGCUGACAGAGGAGCCACCUCCAGCUGUCAAAACCUUCAGCGUGUGCUGCCAGCAUGGCGGCCUCUACCAGCCCGGGGAGCACGGCAUGGACGACCCGCCCUGCAACUGCUCCAACAGAGUUUCUAUUGAGUACCUGUCUGAGGGACGCUACAGACUGGGAGAUAAGACCAUCUUUAUUCGGAUGCUCCACGGUAAACAUGUGAUGGUGCGAGUUGGCGGCGGCUGGGACACUCUGCGUGGUUUCCUGAUGAAAUACGACCCGCUGCGAGUGCUGCAGUUCACCACUCUGGAGCAGAAGAUUCUGGCCUUUCAGAAAGGCCCCCCAGGUCUGGGUGGUCACCACAGCAAUGCAGCUCCGCCUCCUCCUCCUGACAUGGACCCCCUCGCCGCCGUCAACAAUCUCAUCUCCUCCUCCUCAUCCUCUUCCUCCUCCUCCACCUCGUCAACUUCCUCUUCUUCAGCCUGUAAGCAAAUGUCCGUGACCACCGUGGCUCAGACGUGUCGGUCCUACAACGCCUCCCCGGCCUGCACGCCCACGCUGCCCAGGAAAGGUUCCAUCUCUGGGCCGAAGAAGAACUUUCAGAUGACGCCUUCCUCCUCCCCCAGGAAGCCCACCCAGCUCCCCCUGCCCAUCACCACCAAAGGCUCCUCGUCUCUGCCCACCACACCAGUGGGAGGCUCCAGACAGACUCCCAGCCCCGGGUGUCAGGGUGUCCCACGUCGAGCUGUGACGCCAGCAGCAGCUCCAUCAGCCGCCCCUGUAGAUCCAAACCCCGCCUCCAAACUCAAGCUCCGACCGUCACCACAUGGCGUCGCCUCCCAGCCGAGGAGCCCCGUCUGCCCCGAGCCCUCAUCCAAAUGCCCCAAACCCUCCAGCCCCUGCACCUCCCCUACCUCCUCCUCCGUGCCUCGCCCCGUCACCGCACCAACGCGGGCGCCAACCCCUAAAGAUGCUCGACCCCCAACGGGCGCCAGCCAGCGCUCUCGCCUCGCACAGCGCCGCCCUGGCUCCCCAGCCUCGCGCCUCCGUCUAGAGGCAGCCAGGCGAGUGAGGACGGCCACAAGAGCUGCAGCGACGCCAACGCCCAGAGCAGCAGCGACAACUGCUCCGCAGACCCGGACCACCACCCCCAGCUCAAGGACCGCCUCCCCAGCACUCGCAAAACCUGCCUGCUCCCUGCCAAAGGGCAAAGAGGCCACAGCCAAAACGAAGGGGCCGGCCCCAAGCAAGGUAGCCGCUGUCCCUUCACGAGGUACUGCUCUUGUCCCCGGGCGGGUCCCAGGGGCAAACAUAGGCCCGUCUGCCGCCAGCAAAGCCAAUCAGAAAACACCGGCCACAGCACAGAGGGUGGGGCGAAAACAAGCCACCACAGCUAACCCCGUAAAGUCGACUCUAAAGCCUGAAGUAGCUCCAGGUCUGGCCCCACUGAAAACCAGCCCCAACGUCAGAGCCGUUAAAACCGAGCCCAGCGUCACCAAGAAGAUCCCGCAGCCCAAGGGCAAGAGUGAGGACCCUUACUUUGAAAUGAACAGCAGGCGGAGGCAGAGGACGUAACGGAGCACGCCCAGAAGGCUUCACCAAAACCAGCCGGCUGGUGACUCAGCUUCUACCACAAACCAGCACUUGUUGGAGCUCAGACUGAUCCUCAUGAACAAGCUCGUCAUUUUUGACCAUGUUUUCUUUUUUUUUUUUCUUUUUUUUUGUCUACAAUUAUAUUUUUGUUGAUUUUUGUAUGUUAUUUAAUAGUCUUUUAUUUUCUAUGUUUUAAUCCAAAAGGGUCAAAGAUGUUUGUUUCGUCUUUGUGGUGAUCCAGUGGCCUCUGUGGAGGCGUCAUAUCCAUGUACCCCAUUAACACUACGACUUGCACAAUGUUUACAUUUUCUCCUGUGUUACAUGUACAGCCGUUACAAAUGAUUUGUGCUAACUGAGUUUUAAACAACAAAGAAUAGAAGUUUUGUCGAAAAAAAAAAAAUCAUGUUCAAAUACUAACCUCAGCUUUAUUUUUUUAACUCCACACUAGGACACAGUCAUGACUUAGUAAAUACACUGAGGUUACAGGAUGCAGGUCUGUUUUUAUUCACGGAGGAAACCAAGGAAAAGCAGCUUCUAUCCUGUUUUCUCCAGCAGGUUACCAAAGGUGUGAAGUGGAACGUGGUUUCUGAUUUACUUUUUUUCCCCCCAGUGAGAACAAACUUUCCACUGGAGGACAGUCAGAUCCGUCUGAUUUGUUGUUUUUUUUUUGUAUAAACGAUAUCUAGGUGGGAGGCGGUGUCACUGCGAACACGCCUCCCUGUCGUGUGCCUUCAUCAGAAAGCUUAUUUCUGAGCGGCAUUAGAAUGUAUUAGCUGAUGGAGGGGUGGGGGUGGCGGGUUAAAUGGUUUUUACGGUUAAAAAUUGCACAGUGUGUACGAGCACUCAUGACUUUAGAGAAAAGCCAGAAUCUCAGAUGAACUACUGAUCAAACGCCUCUUCUUCUAACACAACACUCGAGGCCCUGCAGCGGCCCACAUCAUUUUAGAGCAGAAUCUACUUGGUAUAGACUCAUUUUAUAUGGUUUCUAAGUUUUUGUGCGUAUUAAAAAUCUAGUUUUCUAUGUGGUGGUGUUUGUGUACGUGUGUGUGUGCGUGAGAUGAUAUCGUAUAUUAUCAGUGAGGCUUUUUUCUUGUUUGGCACUUUACAGAAACCUCUGUGUUGGUCACAAUUUGAAUGUUGAUUCUGUCGAUUGUGUCUCCUGUUCCAGCUACCUUUUUUGUCAUUUUGAUUAAUAAAUGGACAAGUGUUUUAAAAAAAGAA
Molecule: messenger RNA, 3602 nt
Organism: Stegastes partitus (bicolor damselfish)
Lineage: Eukaryota; Metazoa; Chordata; Actinopteri; Pomacentridae
Gene: gas2l3
Product: growth arrest-specific 2 like 3
Exons: 9
Coding region: 207-2363 (718 amino acids)
Biological process (GO): actin crosslink formation
Cellular component (GO): actin filament
Molecular function (GO): microtubule binding; cytoskeletal adaptor activity; actin filament binding
Source: RefSeq, a predicted model, not a curated record